Messenger RNA from Pelagomonas calceolata, 1226 nucleotides. NCBI's taxonomy places the organism in Eukaryota, Pelagophyceae, Pelagomonadales, Pelagomonadaceae. The record is from the annotation of a GenBank genome assembly.
AUGGGUCUCCUCGCCGCCUCGGACUCAGGCGGCGCGCUCGUCGUCGGCAUUGGCAGCGGCGCCGUGCUCUGGCGCGUGGGAACGGCGACGACGCUGCGCGGUGCCGACGACGAGCGCUGCGUCGCCGUGGCAAUAAGUGGAGACGGCGCCACGGUCGCGACGGCGUCCGACACGAAGCGCCUGCGCUGCUGGCACGGCGACGGCCUCAGCGAGGCGGAGGCGCCGCGGCGCGUGAGUGGCUUGUGCAUCGCGCCCUACGGCGCCGGCCAGGUCCUGCUGGCGUGCUGCGCCGGCGAGUUGUACGCGUUCCCGCUCCCGGCGCUGGACAAGCCGCCGCGGCGGCUCCUCGCGCACACGUCGAGCGUCCUGACGGGCGUCAGUUAUGCGAAUGGCCUCGUCGCGACCGCCGACCGCAACGAGAAGGUGCGGAUAUCCCAGUUCCCCCGCUGCGAGGAGAUCGAGAGCUUCUGUCUGGGCCACACGGACUUCGUCUCCGGCGUCGAGUUCUUGUCCGGGACGCGGCUCGUGUCCUGCGGCGGCGACGGCUAUCUGCGGGUCUGGGACGCGGCGACGGGCGACUGCGUCGCCGAGCGGCGCGUCGGCGGCGUGUGCACCUGCCUCGCCGUGUCGACGGCCGCCGUCGCCGUCGCUACGCAAUACUGCCUGAAUGUGCACGUCUAUCCAUUUGUAGAGGGCGUUCUAGCAGAGGAACCGUUUAUGCUGGACCAGUGUCCCGACGACGGCGCGCCGCCGUCGGACCUGUGCUUCCGCGGUCCGUCGCUCGUGGCCCUCUUGCCAGGGGAAUGGGAGGGCGGUCCCCUCGUCGAGUGGCCUAGGCCGACGGUGCCGCCUGAUGAACUGUCCGGCGCUGACGUGGAACAUGUGGCCGGGCCGGCGGUGCAGGACGCCGCCGCGGGCCUGGGCGCCGUCGCCCCGUCGGCCCUCUUCCAGGCGCUCGAGCGCGACCACGCGCACGCGACGCCCGCCCGCGACGGCGACGACGCGGACAAGCCGUCCAUCCUGCGCAAGCACGCGCUCGAGGCGCGCUACGACGUCUCGCAGCUAGGAGUGGUCCCCAAGAAGCAGAUCGUCGAGGACAUGGCGCGGCGGCGCGGGCGUGAACCCGCUCCAACACCCGAAUCGCCUGCGCCACCACCAGCGCGACGGCGGCGCGGCGGCCGGCGCCACCGGCGCGACGAGCCAGAAAGUAAAGACUAACCACUCUC